CACACACAACCCCCAGCACUGCCCUCCGUGUGUGACUCGAUGAGUGACCCUGACAAAACCGUGACGGAGUGCAGUCGCUACUCCCCAGAUUUGGUCAGGAUGGAAGGUGCAAAUAAUUACCGCCCGGUAGAACAGAGUACGUACAGCUGUGUCCUCGGGCAAGUGCAUCGAGGUCGAUGCUCAGAACGCUAAGCAUGAUCCAUCCACGUAGAAUUUUUGGAUAUGCGUAGAUUUUUGUGUAUAUGGAGGGAGCUCCGCUCCCUCCUUUUCUUACACCUCUUUCUUCUCUCUACAUCAACAAUACAAACAGUCCUUCGACCUCAUCUUCAACAUACCAUUCUGACCGUCUUGAUCUCUUCUUUCCAACGGUAUCAUCGGCUUAUGCCUGUGAUUACUGUGAGACCCACAAUUUGCCCUCGAAGUCCUCCUUAUUUGGUUUAGCGCGGCCCUUCCAUUAACCCCACGACUCUAUGUCCUUCCGUCUAAAGAUAAUCAAGAAUCUCUCCCCCCGGCGUCUCUUUCUUAUAUUCUUAACCUUUUAUCCUUCUUCUCAUAUUCUUCGUAAUUAUAUCUGAUGAGAAGUGCCUAGAGCCAUUAUUGUAGUAGAGCCUAGGACUCUGUAUAUAGAAGAAUGAAAGUGCAAGUUGACGAAGGAGAUUUGUCGUGACGGUCUGCCUUACCAAGGUAGGGAAGUCAAAGGUUGAAGGCAGUAACGAAUGUGGAUUCAAAGCUAAGGAAGAGAAAGGAAUCUAUCGCGGGGUCCGCG
Messenger RNA from Lasiosphaeria miniovina, 766 nucleotides. RefSeq lists its product as uncharacterized. The coding region runs from base 223 to 441 and encodes 72 amino acids. The record is from RefSeq and is a predicted model, not a curated record. The transcript has a single exon. Lineage: Eukaryota; Fungi; Ascomycota; Sordariomycetes; Sordariales; Lasiosphaeriaceae.